GCCACAGGUCAGGUGAUCUGAUCUGAGCUGCUUUGGAAAUAGACAGCAGGGAUCCACCGGGACCAUGCCUCCCUCCUAGCCUCUUUCAAAACACCCCCAAAACGGCACUGAUUCCCUCUCAGGGACUCAUUAUCAGCCCAGGAAGGUUUUCCUUACUGUUCGGCUUCCGUUCGUGGCGUCCAAGUGUUGAGCAACAACAUGUACCGGUCCCUGUACGCCUUCCGAUCGGCGGAGCCCAACUCGCUGCGCUUCACGGCCGGAGAGAGCUUCCUAAUCCUGGAAAGGAGCAACAAACACUGGUGGCUGGGCUCCCGAUGCAGCUCCGGGGAGACCGGCUACAUCCCCUCGUCGUAUAUCGAAAAGAUCCAGGCUCCCGAGCAGGAUGAAGUGUUGCAGUCCAUUGAUAGAGCCAUUGAAGGCAUCCACAAUGUUGCCUUAAAGAACGGAGGAAAAUACAAUCUGGAACAACGCGAUGUCCUUCAAAAGUUGAUCCAUCACAGAAAGGAGACGCUUGCACGGCGGAGCAUAUCGGGACACUCGCAAGGCCUCCCGGCAUCCAACAGUGAAAUAUCUCUCAGUCACACUCCUCCGCUGCCCAAUGGCCUUAACCGAGACUACGGACGGCAGGGAGGUGUCCCCUUAUCAGGAAGCAUGGACAGCAUGCAUGGAGAGCCGGGCUUUUAUCAGGUGCCCCCGCAACCUCGACGCGCUGCUCCAAUCACGCCGCCACCACCUGAGAAACAACGCAACAUCCGGCGUCCAGAGCCGGACGUCCCCAACAGAUUGUCCUCGCUCCCUCCGUCCCCUGUUCCCUCCCUCACAAUCAGCAGCACGUCUUUAGAAUCUGCGGCGUCCUCCGACGUCAGCCUGCCAAGUGUUUCCAGCACCCCGCCCCCCCCCGUACCGUCCCGCGUCAAGCCCACCGCGCUGCCUCCGGACACCCCCGCUCAGUCAGCGCCGGCCAAAAAGAGCCCGGCCCCGCAGCCCCCGCAGCCUCCCGCUGCCAAGGAGGAGCAGCCGGAGGGCGAGUGGCCGGUCGCCCCGCCGUCUGUUGCCGAAAGCCCCCCCGGCAGCCCCGCUUCCUCGGAGCCGGUUCCCCCGACCAUCGGGGCCGAAUUGAUCGAGCUGGUGCGGAAGAACACGGGUUUAAGUUACGAGCUGUCGCGGGUCGCCGUCGGGGUGGUGGUGGGCCACCUGCAGACCAGCCUGCCUCACUCCACCUCCGCCCUGGAGCGAGUUCUCCUGUCGCUGGUGGAGAGCAAGGACCUGGGUGCUGCGCUGCCACGAGGUCAGGUGUGUCACGACGAGCAGCGGUUGGAAGUCAUCUUCGGCGACCUGGCCCGCCACCGCGAUGACUCGCAGCAGCGGAGCUGGGCGCUCCACGAAGACCACGCCCUCAUUGCGUGCUACCUCGAGGAGCUCCUCAAGAUACUGACUGAUGCAGAUCCUGGGGUGUGUAAAAGGAUGUGCAAGGCCAGCGACUAUGAGAAUGUGCUCUCUCUGGUUUCCUAUUAUCAGAUGGAGCUUCGAGUGUCUUUGCGGCUGCUGCUGCUUAAAGUGUUUGGCGCCAUGUGCAGUCUGGAUGCUGCGCUCAUCUCCAGCCUCCUCAACUCCAUCCUCCCUAUGGAGCUCGCCAGGGACUUACAGACGGACACGCAAGAGCAUCAGAAGAUGUGUUACACAGCCUUGGUACUUACUAUGAUUUUCUCAAUGGGGGAACAGGUGCCAUAUCAUCACUAUGAGCACUUGAAUGGCGACUUUGUGCAGUUCCUGCUGAAUGUGGUGGAGGACGGACAUCCCUGUGACCCCACGGAGCAGCUGCCUGACCUCUUCCUCAACCUCGUGCUGGCCUUCAACCUUCACCACACAGCGCCGAGCAGCAACGUCAUCAUGGAGCAGCUGAAGAAGAAGAACGUCAAGAUUCUGACCGAGAAGGUCCUGCUGCUGCUCAACCGAGGAGAUGACCCCGUGUGUAUGUUCAAGCACAUGCCGCCCGCGCCUCACGCCGUGCUCAAGUUUCUGCAGGACGUCUUUGCCAGUCGAGAGACGGCCGACAUCUUCUACCGUACCGACAUGAUGGUGAUGAUUGACAUAGCCGUGCGGCAGAUCUCUGACCUUUCACCCGGAGACAAGCUCCGCAUGGAGUACCUCUCCCUCAUGCACUCCAUCGUGCGCUCUACGGAUUACCUGGAGCACCGUCACCGCCUUUCUGACCUGCAAGGAGCGCUGCAGAGGAUUCUCGGGGAGGAGGAAGACCCCGGGGAGGAUGAAGGGUGCGCUACAGCCAAACAGAUGGAUAAGCUCAUUGUGCAGCAGAUCUACAAGGAGUUCCCGCAGAUCAGCGCGGGUCAAGACUAACUCACCAUCGCAGUAUCACCGCUAGGGAAAAUAAUAUCUUUUAACCCCCACCACUUCAAUGCCGCAGAUGGGAAAUAUGACUUUCUCGGACCGGUGUCAGUGUCACGCAUAUCACACACUGUAGUCCGCUGCAGGGAGGCGCAACUGAUGCCCUGUUCGCUUACAGUAUGCCAGUGUUUCCUUGGACUUUUUGUCCACUGCUGCAGCAUGCACGAGAUGUGGUAGAAUUCAUUACUUUUAUUUGAGAAUGAUGUGAUUUGAUGAUCGAAUGAGGAAAAAAAACAAAUGCGCAAAAACAGGUCAUAGCUACCGAUAUACCGAAAUGUAGGCCAAAAUAUAACAUGCUGUUUGACUUGUGAGCAAUAAUGAACCUUAGCAAAUGCGUACAAUUUUAUUUUUAAAGUAACAGAAAACAUGCGUAGACCAUAUUAUAACCAAAAUGCACUCAACCAAUUGCAAUAGUGCCAUAUAUAAUGACUGCUUCCCAUUAGUGGGGGCAAAUGUAUGUGUGUCACUCAAAGCAGUAUUUUCCUUACAGAAAAGAGUAUAUUCUAUUAAAACUGACUUCACAUACUUCAUUCACACAACCCCAAGGUGCGUCAUUACUUCAUCAAACUAAGACAGAAACGUCACUAAAAUCAAGUAGAAGAAGAUAAACAGGUUGAUUGUUCCUUGCACAUAUCACAAGAAAGCUUUGAGCAGAGUAGCUUGUCUUGUGUGCUCACUUAUACGAAGCUCGUCAAGCCUCAGCGAGCCUCGGUGGCUUUAUAUCAUUAAAAAAAUGGAGCAUUUGAAUCCACAAUGCUGCAUUUCGCCUGCAAUACAGCUUUGUAGCGUUGGCUGAUGUUUUGCAGUUAUUCUUGAGCGAACGCUGCUGCUUUGCAUUUCAUAGCCACUGAAAUUCAUCUUGGAUAAUAAUUUAACAGAAAGAAAUGCCCUUGUUUUAUUUACAUUGUGUUGUCAUUGGGGUUGUUCUCUUGAUUUUACAAGUUAAUAUAUCUGGAGGGUUUUAUUUUUAUUUUAUUUGUUUUGUCUGUGACACGGUUCUUUUGUCUGGAAACGUAUCCCUUAAAACAGUUGACAUAAUCUUGCAGUCAUAUCUGAUGUUUUUUGUGUUGUGUUCAAACAUCCAUUCAUCAGUUGUGUGUUUGUUUACAGAACGCGUGAGAGACAUAAACAUCUCCCCUUAACUAAAAUAAAACUCUAAAAGAAACUAAUAAAGUUAUUUUUUAAAAGUGGAA
Molecule: messenger RNA, 3599 nt
Organism: Phycodurus eques (leafy seadragon)
Lineage: Eukaryota; Metazoa; Chordata; Actinopteri; Syngnathiformes; Syngnathidae
Product: NCK-interacting protein with SH3 domain-like
Exons: 13
Coding region: 199-2358 (719 amino acids)
Biological process (GO): endocytosis
Molecular function (GO): Arp2/3 complex binding; protein binding
Source: RefSeq, a predicted model, not a curated record